Molecule: messenger RNA, 590 nt
Organism: Mus caroli (Ryukyu mouse)
Lineage: Eukaryota; Metazoa; Chordata; Mammalia; Rodentia; Muridae
Source: RefSeq, a predicted model, not a curated record
UCAAGUCACCUACUCUCCUCUCUACUCAAGAACAACCUCAACAACCAGCACCAUGUGUGGCUACUACGGAAACUACUAUGGUGGCAGAGGCUAUGGCUGCUGUGGCUAUGGAGGCCUGGGCUAUGGCUAUGGAGGCCUGGGCUGUGGCUAUGGCUCCUACUAUGGCUGUGGCUACCGUGGANUGGGCUGUGGCUAUGGCUAUGGCUGUGGCUAUGGCUCAGGCUCUCUCUAUGGCUGUGGCUAUGGAUGCGGUUCUGGCUAUGGAUCUGGAUUUGGCUACUACUAUUGAAGACACCAUGAGAUACUCUUACCGGCUCCAGUUGUGAUUCUAGGACUGCCCAAUUCUCAACCCCAUUCUUUCUGAACCUUAGACUUGGAUGAAGAUGAUUCUUCAGUGAAAUGAAGUCCAUCAUAGACUUCUGCUCACCUGUAUGAAGUUGACUCAUCCCUUAGACUUUCCUUCUCAAGAGAAAUAGAGCGAAAUUCAGGUGCAAACUCAUAGCUCUGCCAUCAUCACAGCGAUGGCAAUGAAGCAAAAGCCUUAUUGACCUUCAUGAUGGAAUCUGUUGUUCUAAUAAACUUGUUUAAUC